AAAAAAAGAAAUUAAUACCUUAAUACCUGUAAAACGACAAUUUUUUCAAUUUUCGUAGUUGGAAUUUUUCUGUCACCAAUCACGAAUACUGCAUUUACGAGUUCUUUUAAAAGUAGAUCAUAAAUCAUAAUAAUACAUGAAGUUUUGUUCUCUGUGCGCAAUUCUAAGUGAAUUCUGGUCGUCCGCUUUACAUCUUGGAGUGCGUCAACAGCAGUACACACGUCCGCAGUUGGUUUUUGGUGCUGCGAUCGAUGUCGGAUGUUCCGGACGUCGUCGUCCGCUUGACGGAACGUCUUCUUUCGGUGGUUGUUCGCUCAUAGUAGUACGACGCGUGCGACAUACCAAACACAGAGCUCCCCUCGUCCGUGUUCGUCCGCGUCGUCCUGAAGCGGUGUUCGCGUGAACGUUCGUUGCAUGCGAAAUGGGAGCGAAGGCCAGCACGGCCAAUGGCGAUGACGGUGGCGCCAGUCAUGGCGAUCAUCGGUCGUUCUCUUCUGGCAAUGGGCCGGAUUCCGUGCAGACGGCCAGCAAUCCUGGGUUCAGCAUUCUGCGUUCCUUGCCCAGCGCUGUAGCCAACGACAGACAACGUGCCAGGUCUCUAUCCGGCGUGCCCAACGGUCACGACAACAACAGCAACUCGACGAGUCCACGGUUCGAUAUUACAGAUGUCUUGGAGGCUGAUAGUAGCUCAAACGACGACCAGAACUUGGACAGUCCGACAGUCACGGCUAAUAUUAGUCUUGGACGCGUUUAUUCGGCUCAUUCGUUACCUGCACAUAUUUGGCCAUUCAACGGAAUUAAGUGUCCAGUAUGUUCAAAGUUUGUUUUACCAGACGAGAUAGAAGUACAUUUGGUUAUGUGCUUGACCAAACCUAGACUGAUUUACAACGAAGACGUUUUAAAAGAUGAUAAAGGUGAAUGUGUCAUAUGUCUGGAAGAACUUAUACAAGGUGAUACCAUAGCCAGGCUUCCUUGUCUUUGCGUAUACCAUAAAACAUGUAUUGACCGGUGGUUCGAAGUGAACAGAUCGUGUCCUGAGCAUCCCGGAGAUUGAAUCGUUUAUACACAGACUUCGAACAAAAUUUGAAAAAGGGAAUAUAAGAUGAUACAUAUAACAAAUAAUUGUUGCGCAGCUAUAUAUAUAUUAUAAAUACCUAAUGAUUAUUAUGAUAAUAAUUAUUAAUAACGAUUAUAUUAUGGUUAUUAAUUAUUUUAAUUUUUUUAACGACUACGAGAAGUUUGAUACGUCAAUACCGAACUAUAUACUAUUACCAUUUACCAUUAUCAAUAUUAAAAGAUAUAAAUAUAAAUUAAUUUAAAAUAAUGUGCACGAAAAACAAAUAAAUAACGUCAAAAUUAUAUCUAUAAUAUGCUUUCAAUAUUUUGCAAUUCGGUUGUGUACAAAGGCUGAUAUUACCGUUAAUUAUCAGUUUUUGUUCGAUUUUUAUUGAUUGAUUAUGAAAAUAAUACUUUAACUAACGAAAUCGCUCUUAAAAUGUUGUUCUUGAUUGUGAGAUUUUUUUUCAUACAAAUUGUUUAUUUAUUGUUUAACGCUUUAUAAUAAAAUGUAUAAAGUUGAGCAAUAUUCAGUAUAAUUUAAAAUAUAAUAAAAAAUAUUUUUUUUUUUAACUUUAUUUAUACUACAUAAUUAUAUAGUUGACGUGUUACAUAAUACAAAAAAACUGUACAUAUCAUUUUGUGUUUUUUUUUUUUAUAGAUUUGUUCUCCCAAUUUUUUAUUGGUAUAUUUACAUGUCUUGAAGUAAAAAAUACUACUAAAUCGUAAUAUAAAUGUUUUAAAUUCUACCUUAACUUUUCUAUAUAGAUUGAGUUUUAAAUUAAUGUUUUGUAUAUUAUGUAAACUGAUCAUAAAUAAAAUUGUUAUUGUAUAUUUUAUAAACGUUCUGAAUGAAUCAGCGGAUAUAUAUAUAUAUAGCUAUUCCAGAGUUUUAAUAUUAUGUUUUAUAUUAUUUUUUCUGAUUUCAUAUUGUUGACGGUCAGUAAAAUAUAUCAUUUAUUUUAAUUUUACUCAAUUUAAAUAGACUUAAGCGUUUUGUCGUUAUUUUUAAUUUACAUACGGUGCAUUGUAACUUUGUUUUGUUUUGUUUUAUUAUUAUUUUUUUUUUCAAAUUUUAUAACUGAUCAAGGAUAGUUUUUGUAACUUAGUCGGGGCUGCUCUUUUUACAAUGUAUUUAAGAUUCUCAUAUUAUUUAUGUAAAAUUGUUUUUAAACUUGAAGUAUGUUGUAUGAGAUAUGAUAUAACCAAUAAUAUGAACAUAAUUAUAUAAGUUUUUAAAAACUUUAAUAUACAACAUUGAAAAUCUUUUGAUUGAUUUUAUCAAGUUGCAUUUACCCCAGUCCCCUUAUACCCAAUUGCCAUUGUAACUAUAUUGUUAUAGGUUGCACACACUUAGCUACAACAGCUGGUAACUGUGAAAUGCUCUGUAAACCGCUAUUGUGCUACAAACUACUAUUAUCCCGCUUUAACUAUGCGUCCAAGUCCAUCAUAUUUUGAUAUAUUAUUACCUAUAUAAUUAUAAAUUGUAAAAAUCAUGAAAUAAUAAAAAAAAAAAACUUAGUGAUUUAUAAUAUUAUGUUGAACAAACAUUUUAAAGAAUACAAUUUUUUUUUUUAAUACAGAACAAUUAAUGUAUUAAUGUGUAUGAGAGCGGGUGAGUGUGUGUCUUAUAAUUGUAUAAUAUGUACGUAUAAACUUGUUCAGCAAAGGGUUGUAACAAUAAUGCAAAAGUCUUAACAAAUACAAUUUUAGUUCAGUUAAGUUUUAUUGUUUCUAAUGUAAUAUGUAAUUUUAUGUUUACUGGAGAUGAAAAAAAUGUUUCUGGUUUCUGUUGACAUUAACAUAAUUAUUAUUUUUACAACUACAUUUAUAAGAUCCAAUCUAAUCUAUUUUAUUGUGAUAUAUCUUAAACAUAAAUGUAUAAUGUAUGAUUAAAAAGACCAUAUUAUAAAAAUACAGUGUUUAGACGCAUUCGAUACAUUGUAUUUGUUAUUUAUUUUAAUUUUAAAUUAAUAUAAUAUAAUAUACUUGUAUGACUUAAAAUUAUAUGUUGCUAGUUAUGCUAUUAUUAAAUAUUUGUGCAUUUGGUA
Messenger RNA from Aphis gossypii (cotton aphid), 3107 nucleotides. Its product is annotated as E3 ubiquitin-protein ligase ZNRF2. Lineage: Eukaryota; Metazoa; Arthropoda; Insecta; Hemiptera; Aphididae. The record is from RefSeq and is a predicted model, not a curated record. Bases 422 to 1054 code for a protein of 210 amino acids. The transcript has 5 exons.